AUGGACAUUGUAUCAUGGACGUUCGGUAACCUGGAUCCGAAUUCAGAAGAACCCGCAUACAUCGAUGCCAAUGAUCCCACUCGGUACUUAACUUCCAAUGGGGUUCGGACGCUGGUCCGGAAGCUCGUUGCUGGAUUCACAGCUCAUGGGUUGCAAAAGGGAGAUAGUGUCUGUGUUUUGAGCUUCAAUGACAUCAAUUACACUGCCCUAUAUCUAGGUAUAAUGGGCGCAGGAGGAUGUUUCGCGGGAGCUAAUCCAGGAUACACUGUCCGCGAGCUUUCUCACCACGUGAAAGUCACAGGAACGAAAUUCCUCUUGAUUGACGUGAAGGUGUUGGAUGUAGCAACUGCGGCUGCCAAAGAAUGUGGUAUUCCUCUCUCGAAUAUCGUCGUUUUGAACUUCCAUGGAGAGGCUACGCCAGAUGGGUACCGCUCGUGGAACAGUCUUCUUGAUAAGGGAGAGAAAGAUUGGGUUCGAAUCAAAGACCAAGACACCACUGCGGCUUAUUUCAGCACAAGUGGAACGACUGGCUUUCCAAAAGCAGCUAUUAUAAGUCAUGGAUAUCUCGUUUCGCAAGCCAUAUCUCUAGAGCAAGUUUGCGCUACACAGAACUCAAAAGAAAAUGACCCUUGGCUAUUUUCAAUCCCAGCUUUCCAUGCAUUUGCCAUACCCUUCCAACAUGUGUUGGCCCUUCGUCAAAAGAACAAGCCUGCAUAUAUCUUACCGCGCUUCAAUGAUUCUGUUUUCGUUGACCUUCUCCAGAAAUACAAGAUCAGAAGCACCGCUGUCGUGCCGCCAAUCUUACUAUCUAUAGUCAAGUAUCCCGAAUCAGUGUUCAAGUCAUUGAGAACAAUAUUCUUCGGGGGUUCCAACCUUGCGCCUGGGGUGGUAGAACAGAUGUACACAAAAUUACACCCAUCAGCGAUCGUAAAUCAGGUAUUCGGUAUGACGGAGUUGGGGAUUUGCAUACUUUGGAAUAGAAAGGAAAGAGAUCUGACCAACAGUAUUGGACAGCCUCUUCCUGGGUACAAAGUGAGAGUGGUCGAUGACGAAGGAAAUGUGCUUUCGGGACCUGGCGCCACUGGUCAGCUUGAAAUCUUCGGCGAGCACAUAAUGAAAGGAUACCGAAAUAACCGAGAGGCGACAGACGAGGUAUUUACUGCAGAUCAUUGGAUCCGCACUGGCGAUAUCGGAUACAGCAAAGACGAAAAUUGGUACGUCGUUGAUCGUGCCAAGGACCUGUUCAAAGUCCGCGGGUGGCAAGUCAGCCCUGCUGAGAUCGAAGCUGCAUUGAUUGAACAUCCAGAUGUUUUAGACUCGGGCGUAAUCGGAGUACCUGCGGCGGACGGAUGUGGCGAUACACCGAUGGCGUUCAUUGAAGUUCAAAAGGGCAGUUUGUUAGAUGAGGAAGGGGUCAAGAAGUUCUUGGUACCUUAUUUGGCACGGUAUAAAAAUCUUGGUGAAGUUAAGUUUAUCGACAAGAUUCCGAGAAACCCUACUGGGAAGAUCUUGAGAAGAGAGUUGCGGGCUAUGAGAGAAGCAGACAGUGCCACCAACACCAAGUGCGGCCCCAUUGUCAUGCAGAAAUCGCAAGCAGAGGACACCCAAGUUGCUAGUCAAAUGCCACGCCGCUUACCAGUCGUAGAGAAAAAUGAUACUGCUAAUUUAGGUGUCCUAGGUCGACUCUAUUCGGCUCUGAAUGUCUUGGGAUUCUAUCGCGCAACAGCAUUCAUUGCGGUCGGCUCCUACUCAACAGCCGGUAUAUCAGAUCCAGACUCAUGGUUUACGGAUCGCUUUGAUCAAGCUUUGUACAGAACCGUGCAACACCAUCCAUCUCUUUGCUACGGGAUCAUUGACCAAGCCCCCGAGAAAGAAGCUCAUUUCUUAAGACUCCCAGCAAUUCAUAGAGAUGAUGUUGUAGAGUUCUGUGGGCAAUCUCCUAAAUACGAAACAGAAGACGAAGAUUCCGUUCUUGCUAGGUUACUAGAGAAAUUCCACGUUCGGAGGCUUUUCGAAGGACAUCGUAUCCCAGCAUGGAGAAUUGUCAUUUUCAAGCAUGGUGGUGAAUGGGGCUCCAAGUCUUCUGAUCCACCUCCUAGACAGAAAAUCAGCUUUGCUUUCCUCGCAAACCAUGGUCUCGCUGAUGGACUAAGCCUUGCCAAUUUCUUCAAUACCUUCUUCCGCUUCUUCAAUAACGCCCAAACCGAACCAACUCACUGGCCAUUUACCGUGCCCGAAGACUUCAAAGCCGCAGUUCCUCUGGAAAAAACUUGCGACUUGGCGGCUAGGGACGAAAAUGACAUCGGUCUGAAUUUCGAUCCCAAUGCCAAGAUAUGGUCUGGUGCCGAUAUGUUCCUGACCUCUAUAGAAGACUACGGCACUGGCGUACGACUUGUCUCUAUUCCACACGCGCCACUGAGCAACGCACUGCAGCUGUGUAAGAAGCAUAAGAUUAGUUUGACAGGCCUUCUAAAUAGUCUGCUCCUCAUAUACCUUUCCAAGGCCGCUCCCUCAGACCACGGUUUCCGCUCUAUCAUCCCCUACUCCAUGCGUCACGUAACAAGAGCCACCCACGACGAGAUCCUGAACCACGCCUCCGGUCUCGUCUGCGAAUACUCGGAAUCCAUCGUUUCGGAAAUGCGUAGUUCGACAGAAAACUCGACCGAGGAGCUCGACUUAAUCGUUAAACUGGGCCUCGAAUGCCGGCAAAAGCUGACCGCCGAGUUGGUUAGAUGUCCUAAGAACAAUCUUAUGGCGGGUAUGAUAGGAGUCGACGAUUGGUAUAGCUCGUCGAAAAGACAAUUAGGCCAGAAGCGCGCGCUUACGUUUGGGAUAUCGAAUCUGGGGGUAGUUGGAGGCGUUGAAGACGUGGCAGAAAAUGCUAUUUUGAGGUUGGAGAAGAUGGUUAUUUCGCAGUGUGGAUCUGUCACAGGUCCUGUUUUUGGCUUCAAUAGUGCGAGUAUUCCGGGAGGUCCAUUGGCUAUCACUUUAACCUGGCAAAAGGGCGUUGUUGAGGAGAAAUUCUUUGACGAGAUGGCGAAGUAUCUGUCUAGGCGAUUGAUGUCUGGCUUGAAAGAAUUAUCUGAGCUUUCGAUGUAG
This is a messenger RNA of Lachnellula hyalina, 3099 nucleotides long. Its product is annotated as Acyl-CoA ligase. Gene Ontology annotation, biological process: secondary metabolic process. The record is from RefSeq and is a predicted model, not a curated record. NCBI's taxonomy places the organism in Eukaryota, Fungi, Ascomycota, Leotiomycetes, Helotiales, Lachnaceae. Gene Ontology annotation, molecular function: CoA-ligase activity. The transcript is spliced from 7 exons. The coding region runs from base 1 to 3099 and encodes 1032 amino acids.